AUGGACUCCCAGCGAGAGCCAGAGCGCAGUGCCCCCGAGGACCCCCUUCGGCAAGACCCGAAGCGACCGAAGGUGCUUCACGACGACGCCCCGAAGGAGGCGCCGCCCGCCGCGAAGGACUGGGAGGCCAGCAUGAGGCUGCCUCACCCGGACAUCACAAGGCCGACCAAGAGGCAGAAUCUCGUCGUGAAAUUCUGUGUCGACAUCGAGGCCUUUAACUCUGCCGUCGGCGAGGCCAAGGUCAUGCAGACUCUUCGGGCCGUGCCUGGCCUGCAGCGGCUCAGGAUUUCGAUCGCUCUGCAAGUCGCCAAGAUUUUCCGCGCGAUCCACUCGCACGGCCUCGUCCACAACGACAUCAAGGGCGACAACCUAUGCGUGCGCAUGACCCCCGGCGGCCCCGAGGUCACUACGAUAGACUUCGGGAUAACCUUCAAGGGCGGAAGUCUCCUCAGCUGGGCCGAGGACACGAGCAAGCACUACGCCCCCGAGAUGCGCGGCAGAGCGUGUGGUGAGUCCACCAGCCUCACCGACGUCUAUAGCAUCGGGUUCUUCCUCGCCACGCUGUUCUCUGACCUGAGCCCGAAGGAGGCGCUGGCGCAGUGGCUCGCCAGGAGCUCGAGCGCGGAUCUCGCCGACCGCCUUGGGCUGGACUCGCUCGUAGAUGCUCUGCAGAAGGAGGGACAGCGCCUGCAGAGAUAG
Molecule: messenger RNA, 699 nt
Organism: Penaeus indicus
Lineage: Eukaryota; Metazoa; Arthropoda; Malacostraca; Decapoda; Penaeidae
Exons: 3
Coding region: 1-699 (232 amino acids)
Biological process (GO): protein phosphorylation
Molecular function (GO): protein kinase activity; ATP binding
Source: RefSeq, a predicted model, not a curated record